AUGAUAGAGAUAAAGGAGAGAAAAUACGAUGUCAUUCAAGACAGUAAAAUCAAUAUCAAACAUAACAAGAGAAUCAUACUCAACGUUGGAGGGAUUAAGUAUGAAACCUACCGUUCAACGUUAACCGCAUACCCUAAUACUCUCCUUGGUACAAUGUUCGCAGAUCGUAAUCUAUCUCUCCUACACAAAACAGACGAUAACGAGUACUUUAUAGAUAGGAACGGGCAUGCCUUUUAUUAUAUCCUAGAAUUCUAUCGCACCGGAAAGCUGUCGUGGAAAGAAGAAGAGGCAAAGUGUGUAUGUGGAGGAGUAUGGAAUGUAGCGAACAGUAGCGAUAGCGGGCAUACAGACAGGAAUGGCAGCAAUAGUAGCAGCGUUGCAUCGCCGUUAUCUCCGCUAUCCUCAUCGUCACUUCUCUCUUCCUCCAUAUCAUCCUCAUCAUCCUCAUCGUAUCCAUUUUCCUCUCAUACACAUAUUCACUCGCAAUCAUCCACACCCUUUCCCUAUCGCCCACGCGUAACCCGUGAAGAGCUCUUUUCCGAACUGCACUACUUUCAACUCCCCAUUCACGCUAUUUUCUCCUCGUUUACUCAUCGCGCUGCUGGACACCGCCUGACUCUUUUCACACAAGCGCUCGAAAAAGUCUUGUACAUCCUCGCAAGCGAGUUCCAAUCUUCCAUAAGAAUAGAUUUCCGCAAAAACCAACAAGCACCUCAUAUCACAGUCUUGUCGUCCGAGAAUGAAGAAACAGUGUUGAAGACAAUCGUUGCAAAGGCUGUAAAACCAUUCAGAUCUGUUGGAUAUACCAUAUUAGACAAGUUUGGAGAAGAGAUCAGAAUGUAUCUCGAAAGCGAAGUGGAGGGAUUAAAGUUUGAUUUGAGUCAUGUGGAUAAUUUCAAUUGGUUUAGAUUGGAAAUGAAGAUUGAUUAUUUGGAUAGGGAAAUUGUACUAGAGAACAGUACUAUUGGCGAUAAAUGGAGAGUAGAGAACGUGGAAUAUAGAGCUACAAUGUGA
Paraglomus brasilianum is the source of this 1014-nucleotide messenger RNA. The record is from the annotation of a GenBank genome assembly. Lineage: Eukaryota; Fungi; Glomeromycota; Glomeromycetes; Paraglomerales; Paraglomeraceae.